Pediculus humanus corporis (human body louse) is the source of this 1431-nucleotide messenger RNA. RefSeq lists its product as uncharacterized. Gene Ontology annotation, molecular function: oxidoreductase activity; molybdenum ion binding. Gene Ontology annotation, cellular component: mitochondrion. NCBI's taxonomy places the organism in Eukaryota, Metazoa, Arthropoda, Insecta, Psocodea, Pediculidae. The transcript has 5 exons. Bases 1 to 1431 code for a protein of 476 amino acids. The record is from RefSeq and is a predicted model, not a curated record.
AUGAUUCCAGGAAAAUUUAUUGAUAAUCUGCCUGUAUAUACGGAAAGUGAUGUUGCUCAACAUAAAACUCCUGAAACUAGAAUUUGGGUAAUUUUCAAAAAUGGAGUUUAUGAUGUUACCGACUUUGUGGAACAACAUCCAGGAGGAACAAAAAUAUUAUUGGCUGCAGGGUCAUCAAUCGAACCCUUUUGGGCUUUGUAUGCUCAACAUCAUACUGCUGAGGUAUAUGGAAUGUUAGAACAGCUAAGAAUUGGCAAUAUUAAGAUUGAUGAAAAAAAACUUGAUGAUAGUUCUUUAGAUCCGUAUGGUAAAGAUCCUAAGAGACAUCCAGUAUUAAAAGCUGCAUCUAUCAAACCGUUUAAUGCUGAACCACCAUCUUCUUUAUUAGUGGACAAAUUCUACACUCCAAGUCCAAUUUUUUAUGUAAGAAACCAUCUUCCAGUUCCUGAAGUUGAUGUAGAUCAGUUUAAAUUAGAAAUUAAAGGAAUUGGAAUAGAAGAUAAAUCGUUUACUCUUGAUGAAAUCAAAAAGUUUCCUAAAUAUACUAUUGCUGUAACCAUACAAUGUGCUGGAAACAGGCGGUCUGAAAUGUCUAAGAUAAAACAAGUCAAAGGUUUGACCUGGGACCAUGCAGCUAUUGGAAAUGCUACCUGGUCUGGUGCCAGACUUGUUGACGUAUUAAAAUCUUGUGGUUUAGAUUUUAAUCGUACAGAUAUCGAACAUGUUCAAUUUGAAGCUCUGGAUACAGGACCAGACAAAGUAGCUUAUGGUGCUUCAAUACCUGCAGACAAAGCUUUUGACCCAAAUGGAGAUGUAAUAUUAGCUUAUGAAAUGAACAAUGAAGUACUUCCUAGGGACCACGGUUAUCCUCUCAGAGUUAUUGUACCUGGAGUUGUGGGAGCCCGAAAUGUUAAAUGGCUCACUAGAAUAAUAUUAUCAGAAAAAGAAAGUGAUUCACAUUGGCAGCAAAACGAUUACAAAGGAUUUAGUCCAAGCACUGACUGGGAUACUGUAGAUUUCAAAUCUGCUCCUGCCAUUCAAGAGCUACCCAUAAUAUCAGCUAUUUGUAUUCCUGCCGAGGAUGAAAAAGUCGAACUUAUUGACGGCUGUAUUGUAGUUAAAGGCUAUGCUUGGUCAGGAGGUGGAAAGCGUAUUGUCAGAGUUGAUGUUACUUCAGAUCAGGGAAAAACAUGGCACGUAGCUGAUUUAGAACAAAUUAAUGAAAAAAAUAGUCGGCAUUGGUCGUGGACUUUGUGGACCAUACUUUUACCCGUUCCUGAAGGAGAAGAAACGGUAGAAAUCUGGGCAAAAGCUGUUGAUUCAGCUUAUAAUACCCAACCGGAAGGAAUUGAAAAUAUUUGGAAUUUAAGAGGAGUUCUUAAUAAUGCGUAUCAUAGAAUAAAAGUUCGUAUAAUAAGAGAUGUCGAAUAA